CUUCUUCAUUGCCUCUGUCACUUGUGUGCAUAAACAAUAUCUAUCUCCCAUGGCUACUCUUCUUUAAAACUGAACUCGUGCUUCUCUUUCAAUAAAAAAGCUUCCGCCGGAAACCUCGGCUCGCCGGAGAACUGAGCAAACGUCUUGGAUAUCCCGGCAGCGUUCGAUUUCAGAUAAAGUUGGAAACUUUUUGUAAAUCCGGAUCAAGAUAUUUCUGGGAUUUAGUAAACUUUUCUCCUUUUCGGGAAGCUUUUUUUGUUGUUAGUUUGAAUUGGAAGUCUGUUUAGCUUUUCGGGCGAGUGAGAAAAUGGGAGUGAAAGUUGCGGCGGCGACGUGUUUGCAUUGGUCACAACCUUCGGUUUCUCGGUCGCCGUCUUUUGCUCAAACCCUCGCGUCGGCGAUUUCAUCUCCUUCCCAGAAACGACGUAGUUUGGUGUGUAGUGAAGGAGUUCUCCUUUGCCGGUUUAUGCAGAGACAGGAACGGUCCGGGUUUUCCGGAGCUCAUUCGCCGAACCGCCGGGUCCGGUUGACCCGACGAGCCUGCAGUGGUAGCCAAAGUUCUUUCUGGAACGAGGAAUUUUCUUUCGGCGCCAUGUUUUCCGAUAAUCAGAGGCCUUUUGAUGCGGUGGAGCCACCGGAUUGGGCGGGGAGGGAGGAGAUGAUUCCGGCGAGCAUUGAAAUGAAGGCCAAUAGGGUUGAUCUUCCCCUAUCUCUCAGGAUCAUAAAGAGAAAGAAGCAAUGGGAAAAGGGGCUGAGAGAAGCAGGGGAAUCAGCAUAUUGUUCUGUUAAGAAAGCAUUCUCAAAUAUGGUUCUCAUAAUCCGAGAACUCAACACCUAUAUUCUCCAGAUGAGAGAAAUGCUGUCUUAUGAAGAGCUUCAAGGGGUUCUAAUUAGGGUUGAGAAGGAAAUCCACGCCUCGUUCGUGUGGCUCUUCCAGCAAGUCUUCUCUCAUACCCCAACCCUAAUGGUUUAUGUGAUGAUCCUACUGGCCAAUUUCAGUGUCCAUUCUAUGGCCAGUUCUGCUUCUCUGCAGCCUUAUGUAGCACCCCCAAUUGAAGCUGUUUCUAUUGUGGAUGAUAAUCAGCAUUUCCUUGAUCAAAAGUUCGAUUCUUCAGCCAUUAAAACCUUUUCGGUCUCCUCCUCGAAUGGCAAUAGUACAACCAUUGAUGGAAGCAAUGGCGGCGGUGGUGGGAAGUACAGACCGGUUGCUAAUGGCACGGAUGGUGAUGGGGGAUUCGACAGACAAUUGUCUUCCAUGACUAGGAGUAGCGAAGACGAGUCUGUGUCUGGCCAAGUUGCCAGGGAAGACGAGUUGAGGCUGUGGGAUUCAAUUGUUGACGAGGCUUCACGAAUGCAGUCUGUAGUACUAAGAGAUGAAUCUCUGGACCACGAAGCAAUAUUUGUGUCGCCCGUGUAUGCAAAGAUUGAAUCCGAUGAUUAUAGCGAUUACUUCAGAACUGAGAUGAUGUAUCAGAUAGGACUUGCUCAAGAACCCAACAAUUCCAUGUUACUCGCAAAUUAUGCUCAGUUUCUUCACCUAGUUGCCCAAGACUAUGACAGAGCGGAGGAAUACUUCAAGAGAGCAACGGGGGUAGAACCGAGGGAUGCUGAUGCGCUGAACAAAUACGCGACAUUUCUUUGGCAGGUGAGGAAGGACCUUUGGGGUGCGGAGCAAAGAUACCAAGACGCUGUUGCUGCUGCUGAGCCGAACAACUCGUUCUAUGCAGCGUGCUAUGCUCAUUUCCUGUGGAGCACUGGCGGCGAGGACACUUGCUUCCCUCUGGACACCAGCGACGAAUGAUGUUUAAUCCCACCCGAUCGAAACAUGGAGAAAUAGCAGCACGUAAGAUGUAGGAUACGCGAUACACAACACUGUUUUUAAUCCUGUUAUGAACUUGUUCAUAAUCAAUCUGUAGCUAGCUAGCUAGCCUUGAAGGGGAUGGAGUCUCCAUGGCUUAAAAGUUAAAAACUGUUUGGUCAUUGGCUUCUUCUGUCACCUGAAGAGCUGUGAUGAUGGUGGAGAAUGGGAUUCUGGUUUUCUUAGGAGUUCAAGAAAAGAAGGUUUGUUCUUUUCACAACAGCCUUAGCUUACUCCAUAUUGCAGGAAUAUAAUGCAGGGCCAGAAACAAGAAGAUUUCUUUGUGUUUCUCUGUAUUCUUCUCUUCUGCUUCAUCCCUCUUUACUAAAACUCUGUGUUUGAGUCAUGUGUUGAUUGGUAUAGAAUCACAUGCCCAAUUGUAAUUAAACUUAAAUUUGUUUAAUACCUUAAUAGAUAUAUAUAUUUUUUGAGUGAGAA
Molecule: messenger RNA, 2296 nt
Organism: Ipomoea triloba (trilobed morning glory)
Lineage: Eukaryota; Viridiplantae; Streptophyta; Magnoliopsida; Solanales; Convolvulaceae
Exons: 3
Coding region: 308-1801 (497 amino acids)
Molecular function (GO): protein binding
Source: RefSeq, a predicted model, not a curated record